AAAUGUUGGGGUGCUAUAAUUAAAAAGAAUGCAGUACAGUGACUGUGUGCGUGUACGUGUACAUGUACAUAGUCGAGUCUUGCAAGCGAGCGCGCCAGAUCAGACAAGACUAGACUAGACCAGCAGAGUCAAAAUGGACAGGGUGUAUAAAGAAACUGCAGUAAUUCUGAAAAAGCUGGAAGGAAAGCAUGGAUCAUUGCAGUCUUUAGUGUUCACUUCUAAGAAUGCUUGCUCCGUGAAGAAGAAGUUGUUUGCACUAGCAUCACAAACAAUGAAAUAUAAGUCGCCAAUACUAGAGGCAAUGAAGGAGUGUUCGUUGCCUGGUAAUGCUCCAAAGAUAGGUCGUCAUCUCUGCAUGAUUCUUGUGUACGAUCUUGUCUUUGGUAAAGGGAUUCAGUGUGGAGGACCACUCAAGCGUUUUAUGAUGGAAAACAAAGAAAAACUGAAGUCAGCGUUGUCUAAUCAAGACCGUGUAAAUAGUGAAUGUUCUAGACCAGUUGUUCUUCCGAAGUACGCACGAGUAAAUUUGCUGAAAGUUUCCGUUGAAAAAGUCAUUGACUUGUUGAAGGAUAUCAAUUACAACAUAGUGAGCAGAGAAGAUUUCUUGGAACAUUUCAAAAGUUGUUCGUUGCCAAAACAAUUGGCACAGACUAAGAAGUUGUCACAUGCUGAUGAAUGUUGCUCUCACAAUAUAUUUUGCAAAGAUUCUCUUUUGGAUGAUGUGCUUAUGUUCUGCCCUUCAUCAUCUCUCACCUCGACUCAACUGUAUGCUACCUCUCACUUGAUAUUGCAAGAUAAGGCUUCUUGUCUCCCUGCAUAUCUGCUGGCCCCACCGCCUGGUGGUGUUGUAAUUGAUGCCUGUGCAGCACCAGGAAAUAAGACCACACACUUGGCAAGUCUAUUGAGCAACUCAGGAACAAUUUACUCUUUUGACAAGGAUAGGCGAAGGUACAGUACGCUAGUCAAAAUGGUGGAAAAAUCUGGAUCGACAUGUGUAAAGCCACAAUGUCAAGACUUUUUGAAGGUGAAUCCGUCAGACUAUUUGGACGUGACACACAUCCUUGUUGAUCCCUCUUGCUCUGGGUCUGGAAUUUUCAGUCGCAUUGAUUUUGAUUCCAAGAAACCAGACAUGGGUCGUCUUCAGUCUCUGUCUUCUUUCCAGAAGCGUAUCUUAAAGCAUGCUUUAUCAUUCCCAAGCGUGAAAAAAGUGGUGUAUUCUACUUGUUCAGUUCAUUGUGAAGAGAAUGAACAUGUAAUUGAAGACGCAUUAAGUUGUUUUGAAGAUGAUUUUGAGCUAAUUGAUUGUCUCCAAGACUGGGACAGAAGGGGAGAAACAUCUUUCGCAGUAGGUUCUUGUUGCAUACGGAUGUGCAGUGAUGAUCUAACUAAUGGUUUCUUUGUUGCUGUGUUCAACCGAAAAUUGAAUACAAGUGUUAAAACAAAGUCACAAACAUUUGAGCAGAAGAAACAAUUGGAAAGCCCCAUCCCCAAACAAAUCUGUGCAUCAGUGAGGAAACGCAAGAAAAAUAAAAAGGGAAAACAUCCAGUUACAAAAAAAUAGGUGUUACAGAAACUCUAAUCGUAUUUAGCAUGCUGAGAAGUCCCACAAUUUUACAGUUCGAUCAUAGGAACCUGAAACAAUAACUUUGUCAUUGAACUGCAGACAUGUGACGCCAUCAGUAUGGGACUUUAAAGUCAGCAGUCGAUUGCCCGUGUGAACACUCCAUACCUGUGGUUGAUGUAUAAAAUUAUAGAAGGCAGUUUAAUCAUGUAAUUCUAUAUCUUGCCUUCAUUGUCUUGUCGUCGGCUGCACUAAUUAUUUUCCAGUUGUCAGCUUGUAAGUGUCUGAAAAAAGUUUAAUUGUUGUGUGUGCUCACACGCUUAUUAAAUCACCUUAUUACUCCUGUAUGUCCUUCAGAACGAA
Halichondria panicea is the source of this 1924-nucleotide messenger RNA. Its product is annotated as 28S rRNA (cytosine-C(5))-methyltransferase-like. Gene Ontology annotation, cellular component: nucleolus. The record is from RefSeq and is a predicted model, not a curated record. Lineage: Eukaryota; Metazoa; Porifera; Demospongiae; Suberitida; Halichondriidae. The transcript is spliced from 10 exons. Gene Ontology annotation, molecular function: RNA methyltransferase activity. Gene Ontology annotation, biological process: rRNA base methylation. Bases 134 to 1561 code for a protein of 475 amino acids.